CGGCCAACUUUCAGCCAUUAUUACUCCGCGAUGGUGGCUGCGGGUGGCUUCACGUAAAGAAAACGCUGAGCCACGCUGACAAACUCUGGACCCACGGAGCUCACCUAUGCGCUCAGGUGUCACAGGUGUUUGUUUCCUCUAGCCUUCACGUGCGGACGUAGCUGCUCCGAUUGACUUUGGUGUAGUAUUUGGACGUCCCUUGUGGUCCUCAAAUGACGGCGCAGGUAGACUACCUGGUGGUGCUGUGCGCCGCCACAUCUGGCGCCGGUGGAGAGCUGCUGGGGUCCGACGAGAAGGAAUUAGUGCGGCUGGUGUGGCAGCAGGUGGAUGUAAAUAACAAAAAGUUGGGCAAGGUGAACGAGCUGCUGAUUAAGCCUGAAGUGUCAGACUCCAUCGAGGCAAAAGAACCGGAGGAUGUGGUGACGGAGAUUGUCGAAGAAGAAGAAAAUGGAUCCGGAGCAGAUUGUGUCUUUAACGCAAACAGCCUUGAAACUGCUUUAAAUAUGUUCCAUCUCCAGCUGACAAAUGAAGUGAACAGCGCAGGUGCAGGCACGUCAGUGUGUUUAUGUACAGACGGGCAGCUCCAUAUCCGUCAAGUUGUUCACCCCGAGGCCGCCAGCAAGAACAUCCUGAUCCCAGAAUGCUUCUACUCCUUCUUUGACCUUCAGAAAGAGUUCAAGACGCACUUCCCCUCAUCUAACCUUAAGGCUUUGGAUGUAUACACCAUGGCAGAGUCUUUAAGUAUACCAGCAGAAGUGGGCACAAGGGAUCCAUCAGACACUUUGCCUCCAGAAGUAGCAGUGCAACAGGUCCAGAUUAUGGCCAACAUUGUACUUACCCUGCUUUCUGAGCCAUUAUGUCACACAUUCUCAAACCCGGAAAGAGUUAAUGAGAAGUUUGAGACUGGUACUUGCAGUAAAAUGGAGAAAGUAAACGACAACACGGUAAUCAGAGCCAGAGGGUUGCCUUGGCAGUCAUCAGACCAGGACAUCGCCCGCUUCUUCAGCGGACUAAAUAUUGCCAAAGGAGGGGCUGCGUUGUGCCUUAACGCUCAGGGGAGGAGGAAUGGUGAGGCUCUUGUUCGUUUCAUCAGUGAAGAACAUCGAGACCUGGCACUGCUAAGACAUAAGCAUCAUAUGGGCAACAGAUACAUAGAGGUUUACAAGGCAACAGGAGAGGACUUCCUGAAGAUAGCAGGAGGUACGUCCAACGAAGUAGCCAUGUUCCUGUCCCGGGAGGACCAGAUCAUAGUGAGGAUGCGAGGGCUUCCUUUCACGGCCACGCUCGAGCAGGUGCUCGCCUUCUUCUCGCCAGCGGACGCACUCAACGACACAUGUCCGGUCAGCGGAGGGAAGGAAGGGAUCCUAUUCGUACGCUACCCAGACGGUCGUCCCACUGGCGACGCCUUCGUCUUGUUUGCCUGUGAUGAACAUGCCCAGUGUGCACUCAGGAAACACAAGGAGAUCCUGGGGAGAAGAUAUAUAGAGCUAUUUAAGAGUACAGCAGCAGAGGUCCAACAGGUGUUGAACCGGUACUCGUCUGCCCCUCUAAUUCCUGUGGCCCCUGCCCCCUUGCUGUCAGUGCUGCCCACUGUGUCUCUUCUGCCCCCUCCUGUCAGCGUGAGGGACUGCCUGAGGCUACGGGGGUUGCCCUACACAGCGAGCAUAGAGGACAUCCUCACCUUCCUGGGAGAGUUCACCCAGGACAUUAGACCGCAAGGCGUGCACAUGGUCCUCAAUCAGCAGAGUGUGUGUUGUCAGGGUCGUCCAUCAGGCGACUGCUUUAUCCAGAUGACAUCCGCAGAAAGAGCACUUUCCGCCUCUCAGCAGCUCCACAAGCACGUCAUGUCCUGCCAGCGCGGGCCCAACAGCCGCUACGUGGAGGUGUUCCCCUGCAGCGCUGAAGAGAUGGGCCUUGUGCUGAUGGGAGGCUCGCUCUCACACACGCAUGCACUCACACACACCCGGAACAGGAGUGGGACAGGGCUCAGCCCGCCGCCAUGUAAGUCCAGACGUCUAUCUCCACCGUCCUACUCCUUCACCCCCACUCCAACUAUCCUGCCGACGGACGCUGCUGCAGCCCUCUACCCCCCCCUCGGUCAGGUGUUGCUAGCUCCUCGCCCGCUACACCCGGGGCAUGCCUACUACCCCUCAUCAGCACAGCUUUACAUGAACUACACAGCCUAUUAUCCCAGCCCACCUGGUUCUCCCACUACUGUAGGUUUCUUCCCCUCCCCCUCUGCCCUCUCCAUGCCUGGGGGGUUGGUGCGCAUGCCGGGUCUGACCUACAACAGCAAAGACCUGAUUAAUGCAAUGCAGGGAUAUCAGACUCCCGUGGAGCCGCUUUCCCUCCUCAGCAGCAGCCUGAUGGGCCAAUCGGGCGGAGGCGACCCACCUGUGGUGUCCCUCCCCAGCCUGGUGAGCAAGCCUGCGGCACAGUACCUGGACCUGAGCCUGCUCUGAAGAGGCACACCUGGUCCAAAUCAUGUGUAUUGUUAGCUUUUUAAACGUGCUCUUAUUUAUAUCUUCAACAACAGCCACUGUUACUUGUAUAUUUUAUACCAAUAUGGCCUCCGCCAAAAAAAGCAGUUUGUCUUUUAUUGCACAAUGUGUUUCUUAAAAGCUUUAUUGAGAUGUCUUACAUGAUUAUUAUUAUUAUUAUUAUUAUUAUUAUUAUAAGCGUGACUAUUAUAUAUUUAUAGCCAAAGUAGUAAAGAAUGUCUUUGUAGUAAGAGAGAGAAAUGUUUCAAGCUUCUCCAUGAAGAGAGAAAGUGUGUGUGUGUGUGUGUGUGUGUGUGUGUGUGUGUGUGUGUGUGUGUGUGCAUGUUUUACAUGGGACUAUUGGGGCCACAGUGAAAAGAAAAUAAUCUACUUGUGUAUAAAAAUCUAAAAAAGUUGUAAUAGUACAAGGAAAAGUGGUAAUUUCCACAAGUACAUGUCAUGUCUUUUCCCCUCCUAAUAUCAUGGAUUUAUCUUGGGAAUGUCAUAUUCCGACUUGAUUCACAGGAAAUUAGAACUUUCUUAUCACGACGUCGCAACAAUUCAUGUUCAAAUAGAAUGUGUUUUUUGUAAUGUUAUGACUAUUUUUAUAAAAAUAACAGGGUUUUUCCUGUCAUGUCACGGCUUUGCUUUUCACAUGACAGCGUUUUGCUCGUAAGAUUUUUUUAUUUUUUAUUUUUUUUUUACAUACAAUUUGAUGUACUUAAAAUGUUAUGUUUUUGUCCACUACAUCUUUAUUCUCUGAAAAGGAACAUUUUUGUCUUCAUGUGCUACCAAGUGUUACCACUUUUAUCCACGUAAAACAGCACCUUUUUUUUCUUAUAAUAUCGAUCUUUACUCAUGUAAAUAUGACAACCUUAUUUUUAAUUCUACAGCUGUUUUCUUGAAAAUGACAAUUUUAUUCACUUAAAAUUAUUUUUUCCCCCAAAUAUUGUUUUAAUUUAAUUUUUUUUCCAUGGACUAUUAAAAUUGUAUUCUCUUUAAAUUACAACGUUUUUUCUCGUAAUAUUGCAGCAAUUUUUGUCAACAUUUUUCUUGUAAUAUUACAGUUUUAUUCACUUAAUGUUCCAAUUUUUGUUUUUAAAAUUAGAACAUUUUUUCUGUCAUCUUAAAACGUUAUUGUCUCUAUCAUUUUUUUUCUAAAAUAUGACGACAAUUCUUGUAAAUUUAGAACAUUUCCUCACAUGACAAGUUUAUUCUUUUAAGAUGACAACUAUUUUUCUUGUAAUAUUUCAUUUCUAUUCACUUAGAACAGCUUUUUUCCCAGAAUAUGCCAACUUUGUUUUUGGGGAAUUAGAAUUUAAAAAAAAAAAAAUUAUUCUCUCUCUUUUUCCCCCCCUUGUAAUAUUACGCCCGUUCUUGUCAAAUUACAACUUUUUCUCAUAGUAUUACAACUUUAUUCUCAAAUGUUUUUGUAAAGUUUUUCUUGUAAUACAACAAUUUAAUUUUUAAAAAAUGUGUUUCUUGUUUCUAGCUUUAUAUUUCAACUUUCUAUAUUUAAAUGACAAGUUUUUCUGUAAUAACAGCUUCUCUCUGUUUUCCCUCCUUUGUGCUAUUACGCCAAUUCUUGUCAAAUUAGAACUUUUCUCUCCAAAUAUUAAAACGUUAUUCUCUUAAAUCGACCCUCGUAUUAUUACCAUUUUAUCUACGUUCAAAAAAACAUAGUCCCUUUAGAUUCUAAAAAAUAAAUGUUCUUAAACAUCCAGUAGUAAUCCCACAAAAUGACAUUUUGUUCCUCCUAAUAUGAGGAUUUGGAUGACCACCUUACAUCCCAUAAUACAACUUAUUUCUGGCAAAAUGACCACUUUGUUCUCAUAAUAAUGUUUCAAUCCAUUGUCAUUAUAAUCAUAUUUCAGCUUUAUUGCGGUCGCAUCAUUAUGCUUUGAUCUUUUUAGUGUGGCCCUCGUACUUCUCUGUAUUGAUUUGAACGGCCAAUGUGUUUGAUGUGUUUUCUCCACGUGCAUGAUUGUAUUGGACGCUUUAGUGCAUGAAGAAGUUUAGUAUACUUGUAGUACAAAUGUUUACAUAAAGCCAAAUACCAAUGCACUGCUAAUCAAUGAAUAUACAGUAUAGUUUGUUACAAAUGUGUAUCUUUUUGGUCAGUUUUUUCCCCCCACGUUGACGCCGAUGCUGCGUGAGGCCAUCAAGCAAAGUGGUCCCUCUUGUAAGCAACAUCAAACCCCUGCUGAAAACUGACUCAAUAAACCCAU
Molecule: messenger RNA, 4708 nt
Organism: Dunckerocampus dactyliophorus (ringed pipefish)
Lineage: Eukaryota; Metazoa; Chordata; Actinopteri; Syngnathiformes; Syngnathidae
Gene: esrp1
Product: epithelial splicing regulatory protein 1
Exons: 15
Coding region: 213-2462 (749 amino acids)
Biological process (GO): regulation of RNA splicing
Cellular component (GO): ribonucleoprotein complex; nucleoplasm
Molecular function (GO): mRNA binding
Source: RefSeq, a predicted model, not a curated record